This is a messenger RNA of Sphaeroforma arctica JP610, 514 nucleotides long. RefSeq lists its product as hypothetical. The annotation marks the transcript as partial. The transcript has 3 exons. Gene Ontology annotation, cellular component: spliceosomal complex. Gene Ontology annotation, biological process: mRNA splicing, via spliceosome. NCBI's taxonomy places the organism in Eukaryota, Ichthyosporea, Ichthyophonida. The record is from RefSeq and is a predicted model, not a curated record.
AUGUCGUUCAUAACGAGUGUUUUACCAGCACCCAUUCGUGGGGGUGGACACAAUGCCGCACAGCGACACACUCAGGGCCCAGCGAAUCCACCAGUACAAUCCGCCGGUCCACCUCCCUACGGCAAACGCAAGGGAUGGAUGCCCAAGACCUUGGCCGACUUCGGAGGCGGUGGAGCGUUUCCUGAACUGCACGUAGCGCAGUUUCCUCUAGGCAUGGGUAAAAAGAAGACGGCUGGCAAGGUGAUCUCCAUGCAGGUGGACGCGGAGGGCAACGUCAAGCACGAUGUUCUGGCGCAGCAAGGUCUGCGCAAGGGAGUGGUAGUGCACUCGAAUCUCAAGGGCAUGCAAACCAAGGAUGUGGUCGAAGGCAACAACAACAGGCCAGACGAGAAUGUCAUCAACCAGACUACAGAGGAGACACAACUGAAGCUAGAGAAGAUCAUCAACUCAAAGGUGGCGGCGGCCAAACCCGUUCGUGCGGCAGAACCUCUCGCGCCAGCGCAAUAUAUCAGGU